UGUUUUGUAUUGAAAUUCAAAGUGUUUUCUCGAAAUCAAAACAAAUGUAAAACAAAUGGUUGUUUUGAUUGGUUUUGACACCAAAUGAGCACUCAUUGCAAUCACGCCAUCCGUCUCUUCAGGUGAUUGAUCAACACAUCCAUCUCCAGAAGUCGUACACCAGUGACCGCACAGACAGACAGAUGAAGAAAAGUGCGUUAAAAAGUGGCCAAUCAAGCGAUGGUCUGAAUCGUGAGCCGAAGACCAUUAGGUCGUCGGUGUCUUACCACAGAAGUGAGCCAUCGAUAGCGCCGACACUCCAUCCGUGGUAUUACGUGAAGGGAAGACCGGAUCUGACGGAACAGCGGAUUAGUGGGCGCCGCGAACGCGACAACCAAAUGCAUCGCCAAUCCGUGUCUAAUGACCAGUACUUCAGCCGAACGGCGGCUGAAAACCAAGUCUACCGCAAAUGGAGUGACGAUAAGAGUCUUGUGAAACACCGAAAAGCCGGCGAUGCGGUCACUAAACCACCCUUUGAUACCUUUAGUGAUGACAACAAAUCCGGUGAUAAGAGUCGACAGUAUCUGAGGAUUAGAUCCAACAAAGAAGCGGAGAAAAAGUAUUUGUCAUCAAAAGCCAAAUUAAAAGAGUUUAUGGAUUCGUUUAACUCAAUGGACGAACGAAUGGAUGGUUUGGAGAGACGACAGGAUAUUAUUGUCUUUCAAUUGAAUGAAUUGAAGAAAAUAAGGACUCGUUUUGCGGAGAAACGGGAAUUGUUUGAUCUGAAGGACAAACAACUGGUUUUGCAACGAUUCGGUCAUUUGAAGCUAAGGAUGAAGUGCUUUGAUAUUGUGGAUCAUCUUCGGUACCAUAACAUGUGUGUUCAAUGUAUUAGAAAUCUACCAGAUUUUGAAACUAUUUUGAAUGCCGACGAAUUGGUCCAAUUGCGGGAUGUGAUGGACAGAGCGGUCAAAAUUAUUGAUAUGUAUAUCGAUGUGAAUAAUAACCGAAAUAAUGAGUUUCAGCUCUUGUAUGAUGAAGAAGCGGACACUCGAUGGGAAACUCAAGAGAAUGAGUGGCGCAUAGAGUGCGAAGUCUGGAAUGUGAUGACCGAAAAACUCAUGGAUUCCUAUAAAAGUAUUUUGAAAGACAAAUUGAAUCAAGUGUUGACUCAAGUGACGGAUGCCUUAGCAGUGAGGGAACAAUCCGUCAAAGAGUUGACAGCAUUUACCACUAAAUUUAAGACAGAUCCAAAUCUAUCGGCACUUCUCACAGAAAAUGUUUACGACCUCAUGAGUGAAGGCAUUGCUAAUGGAGUUGAAAAAUAGCGGCUUUUAAUUCAUUCAUUUUA
This is a messenger RNA of Medioppia subpectinata, 1330 nucleotides long. The record is from the annotation of a GenBank genome assembly. Lineage: Eukaryota; Metazoa; Arthropoda; Arachnida; Sarcoptiformes; Oppiidae.